Molecule: messenger RNA, 3879 nt
Organism: Dermochelys coriacea (leatherback sea turtle)
Lineage: Eukaryota; Metazoa; Chordata; Testudines; Dermochelyidae
Gene: SNAPC5
Product: small nuclear RNA activating complex polypeptide 5
Exons: 3
Coding region: 135-419 (94 amino acids)
Biological process (GO): transcription by RNA polymerase II; transcription initiation at RNA polymerase III promoter
Cellular component (GO): nucleus
Source: RefSeq, a predicted model, not a curated record
GACGCGUCAUCGGCCUGCGCCGUCUGCCUGGCCGCGGUUGGAAGGGCGCCUGAGGUGCCGGGGGUGGGGCGAGGCCAGGGACGCGCCGCCGCCGCCGCCGCCAGGGGGCUCGAGGCGGGCGGGCCGCGGGGAGGAUGCUGAGCCGCUUGCAGGAGCUGCGGAAGGAGGAGGAGACGCUGCUCCGGGUGAAGGCGGCGCUGCACGAUCAGCUCAACCGGCUCAAGGUGGAAGAGCUGGCCCUUCAAUCUAUGAUUAGCUCCAGAGAGAAGAAUGUAAUGAUCGCUCCACCAAGUAUCACAGAGGAGACUCAAAAAACCCUUGGGCAGAUGGACAAUGAAGCUGCUAUCAAUCAAACUGAAUUACAGCUAAGUAUUCAAGACCAUGAAGAGGAGGAGGAGGAGGAUGAAUCUGACUCCUGAAGGGGGGAAAAAUGGGAGACGGAUGGUGUUAUUUAUCCUUGACUCAGGAAAUUCCCCUUUGUUCAAGCAGAACUUCCCAUCAGAUUCUACUUGGUGCUGUACACAGAUAUGAACUACGCAAAUGAAUGAAAAUUACUUUUGGAGGGUUCCAGUGAGGUUAGACUGGUGGCACAGAUGACACAAGCUUGUCAGAAUCUUGUUUUGGGUGUUAAAAGAAUGAAAAGUUGUUGCACAAAUAUGUAGCAUGAUCCCUUUUACAUUUAAAGCCUAAAAUGUAGUUUACUACUUGUUCGUAUAUAGGUGGGAAAAGUUCAUGUAGUUAACUAAACUAAUUUAGUGCACUAAAAGCAAUAACUGUUCCAACUGUAAUUCCACAAAAGUGGAGAUUAGGAAAUUGUGGUGAUCUAGGUAAUGAAAAAUGAUGGCCCUUCCAGAAUUCAUGUAAUGUUAUACUAAGUUAGUGUUACACUUAUCAGCAGACAAAGCAUUUCCUCUCCUGAUGACUUGCUGAUACUAAAUCACUGCAGCUGAUUCUUGUAUCUUUCCUUAAAUAGAUGUUAGAACACAUAGAAAACCAAACUUGUGUUAUGCUGCUAAAAAUAGAAAAUAAAAGUAAUAUCUUAACUGAGACAACCUUGUCAACCUCUCAUACUAAGAAAAUGUUUAUACACUAGAUUUUAAAAAUCUGGUUUAUAAAAUCUGUGUAAAGCAUUCCAGUGUUGAUUAGGAUUAAGCUUUAAAGCUCCUGUUGAUGUCUCCCGUAGCAAUAUUAGCCCUGCACAAAAACUUAGUAGAAAACCAAGUUUCAUUUUACUUAUUUAACAAAGGGGGAGGGGGAAGUUUGCAAUAUGUUCAGUGUCUUAGGUGUGGUUAUAAAACAUGAGCCAACUCUUAGACAGCUCCUGCCCCUGAUUGUAGGAAAAUAUUUGAGGAAAGACUAUUGGCUCUUGGUUAAAGCUUAGCUUUGGUUUUUAGUUAUGGAAACUAAGUUUUAGAAUGUAUAGCAUCAUCUUCUGUUGCUGAAGAUCAGCCUGGUUCUGAGUGGACUGGAUACUGUUGUAACUGAAGUUUGUCUUGUAUAGGAGAACGAUUUGCAGGCUUUUCCCCAAACUCAGACCUGCGGAGGCUAGGCAGAAUGUUUCUGGGCUGGAAUUGUCCCAAGUUUAGGUUAUGAUGUCAAAAUAAACAGAUUUUUUUUUUAAGUGUAUACUCUUGCACAUGUAGUUUGUAAGGGUUGUGGAACAUGACCUGUGUCAUUCCUUUGUUUUGUAGUGGAGAGUAUAUUUGCUGGCACUUCAUCCUACUCUGUCCCCUUAUCUUGAGACAGCAACAGCUUGUUGCCCUCCUUUCUCUUGCCUAAACUCAAGGCAAAACACGUUCUGUAACAGUUAGCUUUAGGCCUCAUCUACUCUGGAAAAUUUUGGCAUGUUAUUGUUGACUGAGUGUCUACACACAUUUGCUACCAUUUUAAAGGCAUGCUUUAUACCAUGUAACCUUGCCCUGAUGAAGUCUAAAUAACACUCGUUCUUAGCCUAUGCUUGCUUUUAAAGUUGUGAUGCUAAUGUAGACAAACACUAGCAAAUUAGAUUGCAUGCUACAAUUAGGCCUCCUGCCACUGUUCCACUGGGGCCAAAUGCACUUGAAGUGGUUAACAUGCUGCUGGAUGUGUGGAUAAGUAGGAUAUAUGUGUUCUGUGAGUUCUGGGCCACUACUACUGUACAUAUGGUAUAGUUUUCUACUGGAGACAGGACCUUAGCCUGAACAGCUUUUAAAUUCCAUUUAAACAUGGUUUGUAGUGUAGGACCAAACAGUUUGGAUUUGACCCAGGUGAGUGGAUGCAUACAGCAUUAGCGGUAUUGAUGGCUGAUCUGUUGAUGGAUGGAGGCAGACUGCCAUCCUCCUCCUGCAGCAUUUGAUCCGGCUGAGCAUGAGAAACUGAGGUAUAUGGCAGGAGUCUUGGGCAAUGUGGUAGAAUGUUUUGAGUCCUUUCUGAAAGCAUUGGCUCAAAGCCCUAGUGAUGAGAAAGCAGCUCCUUUGCCACCAGAUGCCUUACUUUGAGUAUCAUCCGAGGAUCAAUGCAUUGUACACUUCUGCUCAACGUGUAUGUGGACUGUAUUGCCAACAAUAUGCAGAUGAACACAGCUCUACCUUCUCUCUGCAAUGUACAAUGCCACUUUCAGCAAGUUAGUGAUUGGCUGAACAAAAGCUGGUUGAAGCUGAAUCCAGGCAACACACGUGAUGCUGAUGUCAGAGGAAAGCACUGAGUUUGCAGCCACUGUCCAGUCUCCUUUGGUUAUGGAUAUAUCCACAGUUGGUCAAGUCAGUUUGCAAUUUUAGAUGUGCUCCUGGAUUCCUUGCUGAUGUUAAGCUCUUGUUAGAAUGAGUUGCUUGCUACCAUGCCCAGCUGUUUAAAGGUCUCCAUAUUCUUCUGGUGGUGUAUUACCUGCCCUCAAUAAUAUAUGCAUUGGUCACCUCCCAGCUGGGCUACAGCAAUACAAUCUAUGUGGACAUGAAACAAUCAAUCUGCAGGAAACUUCAGCUAUUACAAAAUACAGCAGAGCAGCUACUGUGAGCACAUCAAACUUGCCCUCAGCUCUCUACACUGGCUCCCCAAGGAAUAUUGUGUCAGUCAUAAUUCCAGGACAAGGACUGUGUUCAACAUCUUUGCUCCUCAGGCACAACGUAAGUGUCUCUAGCAAGAGUAAAGUUAUCUGCGCAGGAAGUAGCGCUUUCAUGGGGGCCAGCCAAAGAUUGCUGAAUGAACUCCUGCUGGAACUAAUCCAUUAUAAACCUCACCACCUUCCAUUCUAAGGUCAGGCAGAUUUUUACUUGCCUUCACUAAUACAAAAGAAAAAGUCUAACUUAAAAAUAUUCUCAGAGUAUUUUCUUUGAGAUAGAAUAAAUCUCACAUGGCUUAUUUUAGAUGUAUCAAUGUACAUGAAAGGUGCACAGAUACUUGGUGAUGAGGGUGGCAUAAACUUGAAUGGGAUAGAACAGUAUUCAAAUCUAAAAUGAGUUUAACUGAUUCAACCAGUGUUGACUAGGCCCUAGUUGGAUAGUACUGGAUGUAUUUGGUGUUCAUAGCUACAAUUAUCUGACUGAGUAAGAUCAAGAAUGGGAUCCAGUUUUAGUUUGGUUCUUCACUUUUAAAAGCCCAUGGGAUUGAUACUCUUCUAAACCUCAGCCUAUGUGUAUAAGAGCUCAGUCAAAAGCUGUCGGUGCUUUUACCAUAAACCGAGGUAGGCUUAGCAGGAUUCAAUGUUAAAAUUUCAACAAAUGUUUAAGAAUUUUUUUCCUAUUUAUCUAUUUAAAUUUUCAGUUGAAGGAAAUUAUAAAGGCAGGGGUUAGACAAUUGUUGAACGACAGACAUUGAGAUUCAAAAAGUUAAAGCUUUAUAACUGUUGAAACAAAUUGUGAACAUCACAUGUCAAAAUAUACAAAUUAAAUAUCCUUAAAUCAA